AUGAAAAGCACAAUUAAACUCAAACAAAAAACUUUAAUAACCUUAGGAACACUAAUUAUUGCAAGAUUAGGUAUAUUUAUUCCUAUACCAGGUAUAGAUCAUAAUUCUUUUUACAGCAAUAUGGGACAAAAUGGACUAGUAAGUUUUUUAAAUAUUUUUUCUGGUGGUGGUUUUUCUACAAUAGGAAUUUUUGCAUUAGGUAUAGUUCCAUAUAUUAAUUCAUCUAUUAUUAUGCAAAUAAUAACAAAAAUUAUUCCUGAACUAGAAAACUUACAAAAAGAAGAAGGUGAAUUAGGCAGACAAAAAAUUACACAAAUAACUCGAUCAUUAACGCUAAUAUGGGCAAUAUUACAAAGUACUGCAAUAGCUUUUUGGAUCAAGCCUUAUGUAUUUAACUGGAACAAAUAUUUUAUUAUUGACUGCUUACUCACACUAACAACUGGAUCAAUAAUAAUAAUGUGGUUCUCUGAAAUAAUUACAGAAUAUGGUAUAGGUAACGGUCCUUCUUUGUUAAUUUUUCAAAACAUUGUUUCUGGGAUACCUAAAGUAUUUAUGGAGUAUACUACAAAUAUUUAUAAUGGAAAAACAACUAUAAAUAUUUUUUUUCUAUUAAUAUUAUUUAUAUUAAUUCUAAUAGUUACAAUUCUUAUUCAAGAAGGACAAAGAAAAAUUACUAUAAUCUCAGCAAGGCAAUUAGGAAAAAUACAAGAAUUAAACCCACAAAGCUACAUACCUUUAAAAUUAAAUCAAAGUGGAGUUAUGCCACUUGUAUUUGCAUCUGCAGCUAUGGCUUUACCUCCUUACUUAUUACAACUAACGUCCAAUAACACUAUCUAUCAAUUAUGUUAUUUAUUUUUUCCUAACAACUACUUAUAUUUACCUUUAUACUGUUUUUUAAUAAUUACGUUUAGCUAUUUUUAUUCAUCACUUAUUUUAAAUCCAGAAGAUAUAGCUAAAAAUUUAAAAAAAAUGGGAUCUAGUAUACCAAGUAUAAGACCUGGUAUAGAUACAGUAAUAUAUUUGAAAAAAAUUUUAUAUAAAUUAACUUUUCUAGGAUCCAUCUUUCUAUUUAUUAUUGUUCUAGUACCAUCUAUAAUAUCAAUCGUCAUGAAAACAGAAUCUUUUAAAGGAUUAGGGAUUACAUCUUUAUUGAUCUUAGUGGGUGUUUCUAUUGAUACUGCAAAACAAAUACAAACAUAUAUCAUCUCUCAACAGUAUGAUAAUAUAAUAGAAUAA
Chondrus crispus (carragheen) is the source of this 1236-nucleotide messenger RNA. The record is from the annotation of a RefSeq genome assembly. Lineage: Eukaryota; Rhodophyta; Florideophyceae; Gigartinales; Gigartinaceae.